Aethalodelphis obliquidens (Pacific white-sided dolphin) is the source of this 596-nucleotide messenger RNA. Its product is annotated as centrosomal protein of 78 kDa-like. Gene Ontology annotation, biological process: cilium organization. The transcript has 3 exons. Bases 249 to 548 code for a protein of 99 amino acids. Gene Ontology annotation, cellular component: centrosome; ciliary basal body. The record is from RefSeq and is a predicted model, not a curated record. NCBI's taxonomy places the organism in Eukaryota, Metazoa, Chordata, Mammalia, Artiodactyla, Delphinidae.
CUUUGUUGGGUGCCUGGGGGUUUUGGUUAUUAUGUGAUAAUGGUCUCUGUCUUUACUGGUGGAGAGUUAGGUUAAUUACAGAUUAAUUACAUUUUGAGUGUUUUAGUUUUGUUCCUUGAAACUAGGCAAGACUACUUUUGAUGACAAUGAGAAAAAAAUCAUGUCAGACAUUUUCCGUCUUCUUUUAUAGCUAGAACAUGAAAAUGCCCAGUUAAGAAAUGUAACUUUCUCUUUGUCUGAAGCCCUUCAUGUCCACAAGCAUGAUCCUGGAUGAUGAAGGUGUUUUGGGCAGCAUUGAGAAUUCUUUUCAGAAGUUCCAUGCUUUCUUGGAUCUCCUUAAAGAUGCUGGGCUUGGGCAGCUGGCCACAAUGGCUGGUAUAGAUCAGUCAGAUUUUCAUUUACUAGGUCGUCCCCAGAUGAACUCUACUGUUAGUAGUCCACCUAAAGAAGAAAAGAAGGCACUUGAAGAAGAAAAAUCAGAGUCAAAGCAGAGUGCCCCAGGACCAACGCAAAAUCUCCAAGUUUCUAUUUGUAUGCAGUCAGCUUAACAAUGAAGGAACACUAAUGGAGGUACACGUACUGAUAUAAUUUUUAAA